AAAGGAGAGAAAAGGGAAAGAAAGGGAGAUGGAGGAGGAGAAGGAGGAGGAGGAGAGAGAGAGAGAGACCAAAAACGGAGGGAGGAGGGAGGAGGGAGGGGGAAACGGCGUAUGCUUGUAUACAACCCCUGAUUUCCAUUUUUUUUCCCAACUCGUAAUGUAUUUAAUUCAAGUGAAACGUAAUCAUGACGUGUCGUGUCAUUAAUCUCCUCGCCGCCUCUCCCAAUAUUCAAGGAGAAGGCUGCCGCAGAAGUGUGUCCCCCAUCAGUCGAGACACUAAAGAAUGGCAUAACAUCACACACACUUCUGAGGAUGGAUUCUCCGCCAGAGUGUGUGCUGUCUCUUUCUUGUGAGCAGCCCCAGUCUCCCCCAACACUGCCAUCCCUGGACCACAGCCCCCAGGCCUCCUCUCCUCACACCCAGCUCUCUCUACCUGACAGCCCCGUUGUCCUGCCCAUUCACAGCCCCGAACCUUCCCCUCAGAGCCCGGACACCACGCCUUAUUUCCCCCUCUCUCCCUUCCCCCUCCACGAAGACAAUAACAUCAAUCACCACGACGUUGAUGAAGACGAUGACGAGGAAGGGCUGGACGGCGUUCCUCCAUCCCCGACGCCGGCAGUGGCGCUGUUCCCAGGAGGAGGGGGACAAGAAGCUGGAUGCAGCCCUUGUUUGGACUCCUCUCCACCAACCACACCAUCGGCGCCACUCCUCGGGUUUGGAGCCCUGGAGCUGGCCCUCUCAUCUGGGCAGAGCGGAAACUGCAGCGACGAGCUAGACCUCCAGUUGUUCCAGAAAGACACUGUUACCAGGGCGAUACCUGGAGUGGGAGGGGCCUCACCGGGUCCUGCGCUCAGGUUUCCCUGUCACGUAUGCGGAAAGAGAUUCCGAUUCCAAAGCAUUUUGUCGCUUCAUGCCCGAGCUCACAGUCUGGACCGAGACCGCAGAGCUUCAGCCCUAUACCGGACUGGACACCCCUCAGCAACCCUAAAGCAGCACCUCAAAAUCCAACAGAACCACAAAGACUUAAUCCAGAAUCACAGAAGUCACCCAAGCCAGCGUAUACUGCCAGGGACUCUCAUCCAGCAUCUCACAGAAGAAGAGGAUGUUGACGGUGAGGUCAAAGGUCUAGAUGAUUGCCUACAGACGGACCAGAACCCAAACUUUUUACUGGAUGACAGCACACCAUUGACCCCUCCACUUACAGAGGACCCUGUUUCUGUAACCCCUCCCUAUUCUUCUACCAUUGGGGAGGGGGCAUCCACUCCUAUAGCGCCUACGUUUCGCUGCCAUGCCUGCAAAGGAAAAUUCCGCACGGCUUCGGAGUUGGCACGCCACGUCCGCAUUCUCCACAACCCGUAUAAAUGCACUCUUUGUCCUUUCUCUGCCAGCCAAGAAGAGAGCCUGGCAUCUCACUUGCAAGAGUGCCACCCUUCCCCUGAGGUACCUGCUCUGCCACCAGCCUACAAUUCCAGGCUGGUCAUCGCAACCCCUGAUACUCCUGUGCCCACCCCGACCCAUACCCCAGCCCCAGCCCCAGCCCCAAGUACCCCUCAAGUGACGGCAGCAGCUACAGCAGCUGCGUCCCCCACACUGCCAGCAUUUCGCUGUGAAACUUGCGGACAGCGGUUUACCCAGUCUUGGUUCCUGAAGGGACACAUGCGAAAGCACAAGGACUCAUUGGACCAUAAGUGCCAGGUAUGCGGCCGUGGCUUCAAAGAGCCUUGGUUUCUGAAAAACCACAUGAAAGUACAUCUCAACAAGCUCGGGCUGAAGGCCGGGCUGGGAACUCUUGGGGGACCAGGAGGUGCAGAGCAGCAAGCCAAAGGCUCUGCUAGUAAUCAGUCUCUCAACGCCCUCUAUUCAAGCCUCCUUCUGGCCCAGCAAAGAGGUGGUAGAGGCGGACAAGGAAGAUCAGAAACUGGAGGCAGAAUGGGGUUGGGAUCAAGCAAGUCAGCCAUCCUCGGCUACCUUGGAUUGCCCAGUGAUGGCAGUGGGGCCAGCUGCAUGGAGAGACUUCAAGCAGUGGCUCAGGUGGCAGAGAUGGGAAAUGGUGGUGGUGGCGGCAUUGGCGGCUCAGGAGUAGGGGACGCAGGAAGAGGAGGGGGUGCAACUAGAGGAGGGGGCACAGGUGAAACUACCGCAUCACUUACAGAAGGAGGGGACCAGGCAACUUGGUGGCAGCUGGUGGCUCGCAGCCUUGCAGUAGCUCAGCAGCAGCAGCAGCAGCAGCAGCAGCAGCAGAGGCCUCAGCAGCGAGGCCAGCAGCAAGGCCAGCGAGGCCCAAGUCGGAGCUCGGUGAUCACAGACGCUGACCAAGUCAGAGCCUACCUCGGAGGCCUGGAUCCAAGAGAAGAAUCCGGCGGAGCAGGAGGGCCAUGGGAAUGCCCAGACUGUGGAAAGCUAUUCCGCAGCCUGCAGCAGGUGGUGGUUCAUGCUCGUGUUCACACUCAGAGGCCUCUGAAAGUAGGCGGCGGCGAAGAGGAGGGGAGUGGUAGCCGUAGAGGAGCGGGGCUAGGAAGAGGAGGCAGCGGUGAAGUGAGACAGGAAUCUCAGCUACACGGUGGUGGAUCCCAACAAACAGGAGAAGGGAGGCAGGAAUCAAAACUGCACGGUGGUGGAUCACAACAAGCAGGAGCAGCUACGGGGUUUCACUCUGUCAUCUCAAGCUUCAAAGGAGAAAAUGGCCUGACAGCAGUCUCCUCCAUACCUUCAGUUCCCACCAGGGAGCGAGUGCGUGGUAGAGGGAUAAAAGACUGCCCCUACUGUGGUAAAGCCUUCCGCUCUUCACACCAUCUCAAAGUGCACCUGAGAGUUCACACAGGUGAGAGACCCUACAAAUGUCCCCACUGUGACUAUGCGGGUACCCAGUCGGGCUCUCUGAAGUACCACCUCCAGCGGCACCACAGGGAGCAGCGCAACGCCUUGUCAGCCUCCUCCAAUUCCUCCUCCAGUGGUCUCACCUCCACUAUCAACAGUUUGACCUCUGGAACCUCUGGGCUGGCCAAGCAGCGCCGAUCCCAGCCCAACCACUGCCCGGUCAACCGAGGCCAAACUGACUCCCCAACCCCUCGACCCAGCCAGCAGUCCUGGCUCCUGGGGCUUCCGGACCAGCGGGAGCAUCGGAAGGCCUUGGCGGCUCUAAGGGAUGUCGAUUUGGAGACCCAGUACCGGUAUCUGUCUGGGGUGAUGGGGGCCCUUUACCAGGGUGGAAUGGAAGGAGGCUGGAUCAGGGAGUCUCCCCCACCGAAGGCCCCUAAAGUGUCCCGUCGUAAGCCCCUUACUACUAGCCGAAUGGUUCAGCCGUCGAACGACAAGGAAGGGCCUGCGCCUUCAACUCAAGGAGCUGGGUUUGAACCCCUGGAUCUGUCCCGUCGCCCUUCACCUGGCCUUGAGGAUGGAGGCAUGACCGUAGGGGAGGGAGUGGGUGUCGGUGGUGUGGAUGGCGGAGGGGAUAGUUCAACAGGGGUUAAACUGAGCCAAUGUUUGUUCUGCCCUUUCCGUACGUCUUCAGCAGAGCUGAUGGCCAUGCACCUCCAGGUCAACCACACCAGUAAGUCCAGGCGCAAAAGAGCCCCUUCUACCACCUUGGAUGAUAACGGAGCCCCGAAGGCCACCAAGCCCCGGACGGAUCGCUCUGACCUUGACUCUCUGACAAUAUGGAGGCAUGUGACUGAGGCAGAGUCCCAGGCACCCCUGGGGGAAUGGUCCUCAACGCAGGCCAAGACCCUGAAUGGGCUCUCUGAGGAUACAGAAGACCAUCUGGACGACAUCCUCGACCACCCAGACGUGGCCUCAGUAUCCAAGAAUGUGAGAGACGGUCUGGCGGUCAAGGGAAAGAUGGAGGUGGAUGAGGAGGAACAAGAGGAGGAAUUGGAGGAGAAUUUGGAGAACAGCAGUCUGGAGGAUUCAGAGGACCAGGAUCUGAGGAUGUCCCUCGCUCUUUCACCAGCCCUGAGCUCCAACCACAUGGUGGGAGAGGAGGAAAGAGUCUUAACAGAUUAAAAAUGCUUUGGGAUGACACCAUUUAAAUUGGAGAGUUUGGUUCAAUGUUUUCAACUACAUUUUUUGACACCGAAUUGAAGAAGGGGCGGGUAGCUUUGCAGAGCGAAACAGAGGAUUCCUGACUCCUGAGGUUUUGAAAAGGACAGAGAGAAACAUCACAGCUGUUAUUUUCCCUCCGACAUUAUUCGUCUAUUUCAGUUCUGACAGCGUGGUCAUCCACAACAUAAACUUCCUGUACAAAAGAGCAUAGAUGCAUCUUUUCGGGAUUUUGUAGGCCACUUUUUCAAUUUUUUUUUUCCCAAGCUUCACUCCAAGUUGGAUGAUUUUUAAGGUGAUAUCCUAUGUGAUAAAUGAAAGAAACAUGUAUAAGAUCUAAAGCAUCAUUCCUGUAUCAUUAUUCCACACUAAUAAGGGACUGUUUAUCCCAGACUACUAUACUGACCAAGCUGAAGCCAGCUGUGAAGUGAAGCUCUCCUGACUGACCACUGAACAGUUUGAAACCUCAAACUUCCUCCUCAACCGACACAAAUAUGGAGGAAAGUUGAGUCUAGAAAUAUUUCAAGCUGUGAGCCUCAGCUAAGCUAUUUGGUAUUAAUUUAAGGCAUGAGGUAACUGUUGCAGGCCGCGUGCUUUCCCUCGACUAUAUAUCACUGCCUUGUUUGUCUGAAAAGUGUUUCUACACGAUUGUCCUAAAGAAAAACAGAAAGAAACGUUUGUAACAUUUUUUUUUUCAUUUAGUGCCUGUUCAUGUGCGUUGUCGAGAGAGUCUCUGGUAUUCCUGCGCAUCGAGGCUCUGAUAGGUCAUUCAUUUUAUCUGAAUAUACAGUUUAAAACAAUUUAAGUACAGUAUAUUUGUUAAAAGUGGUUCUAGGGUGUUGUGAAUAGUUAAGUUUUAAAAGAAAUGUGUGAUGUCCUUGACACAGACGGCAGACGUUUGUGGCUCAGCUUGAAAAGAAAACAAAAAAAAAGCGUAGGUGAUAUACUAUAAUGUAUAAUUGCGAUGAAAAAGGUCAAAGGCUGAGCGAUAAAAAAGGGGUCACAGUUCAAAAUUCAGUGUUUACAAUGGCGCCGAAUGCGGGUCGGGUUGCCAUGGCAACGUAGAUGCGUGGAAAAGAACAAAACUCAGAGCGGGAGUCUAUUUGAGGGCUGUAGGGACGUCGCCCGAGGCCCCGAACACAAUCAACUGACACACCCUUUUUAAAGAGACUUGGCAAACUGUGUCAAAAAAGGAACAAUCUCUCCACAGGAGAGAAGAUACAAGGUAGAGAAUGAAAAAGAAAGCAGUACCUCUGCCAAACAGGACUAAAUGUGAGAAACAAACUGUACUCUUGGGGGGGGUAUGGUGUCUUUUAGAUGAGUAGAUUCCCUCUCUUCUUUUUUAUAAGAAAAGAAAAGACAAUGGUAGGAGUAAUUAUUAAAAACACUAACAAAUGCAUAGACAUCCCAGUAGAAUAUGUGUAGCUUUUGUAAAGACAAGAAAAAAAAAAAGCAGACUUUUGUUUAUUUUCAUUUCAAGAUGCUUACAGAAAAAGGUUAUCAAUAUAGGUAAUAUUGAUUAUAAUGUUUGUGAGCUAAGACUAGUUGGAAUGUCUAUACAGAGCACUGUGCAAGGUUUGAGUUCCCAAAGUAGUUGUUUUUAUUUUGACUUUAUGGAUAGACCAAACGUUUUUUCAAUGGAAGUUGUCACUUUCUGUUGUCGUUUUUAAAUGUGUGAAGCUGUGGUUUCGAUAGAUUUACCCCAUCGACGAGCCAAAACCGGUCAAUCAGUGCAUGAAAUAUCCAACCGUUGAACCGGUUGUUAAAGAAAGUUCACAUUCAAAGUUGUCUUUGUGUAAACAUCUAUAAAUCAAAACAAUCAAUCUCUUAUCGUGAAUUCUUGUGUAUUGAAUGGGGGAAAAAUAUGAAUGUGAGACAGUAAUAUCCCCUCACGCUGGUUAACAACCACUAUUUAUCUUACUUUUCGAUGGGGUAUUCUACGAUUGCAACCGCACCUUAAUGUGCAUUAAUGUGUUUAAGUUCCUUCUUUAGAGCACCUUAUGAGUUUCGUAGUGAUAAGUCCCUUAGUGGUGUCUCCUUAACAACUACUGUCAAUGCCAUCGUGCCUUCUGUUUCAAGCACUUCCUGGUGUAUUUUGUAAAACUCACCAAAAGCACUUAGCCUAUAUCUACACACUCUCUGUCUCUGUCCUUUCUCUUUCCUCUUCUCCUUCAUCAUCUCCGCUCAUUUCCUUAAUCUGUUUCUCGUGUCUUUACCUCUUGACCCCUCUCUCUUGGGUGGGGAGCUGUUUCCAUACCAGAUCUCUCUCUACUGUUCAGGCCUGUUUGGCCUUAAACCAGGUCACUAGGCCUUAUUCCAAUCUAGCGUGGCUAGACUCUUGAAAGACUACCUAACCUUUAGAAAUCAUUAUAGAUGUAGGGUUAGACUACUUUUGGUCUUAAUACUAACCCUUUGUAAACCAAAGCCCAAGUCUUAGUCUAAUGAAUAUUAUAUUUAAUCUAAUAAAGGUGCCAAAACAUGUCCGAGGUGACACUAAAGCUAUCAACUUGAGAAAAUAAUUCACUUCUUUCUUUAACCCAUCCUCCCUUCCUUCUCUCAUGCUUGCUCUUCCUCCAUGUCGCUCUCUCGUCCGUAUAAACUGUCUAUCUCUAUAGCACCACUUGAAGGUGACGUGUACUAUCUGGUAUUGAGGCCUUUAUUAGAUUUUUAUUUCAGUUUGUGUGGUGUUUGUUCAAUGCCGUUGAGAUGGAAAAAUGCUCUUCUUAUAAUGAUAAUUAUUAUUGUUUUGGCAUUAUGGUUAAAAAAAACAAAAACGACAAAAAAACAAACAAGAGAAAUGUGUUGUUGAAUGUUGUACAGAUAGCACUAGAGAUGUUGUGUUUUUUUAAAGAGAGCACAAACCUGAGUGAUGGUCCCUUCUACUCCUCCCACCUGGCAGAUGGGAAUAAAACAGCCUGCCAAUCAAUCUACAUGUCUAAUGACAAAAAUGUCCUCGGUGAUGACAGAUUUUAAAAACAAACCCUUAUUGUCUAAGUAGCGUUCUUCCCUGGAGAUUUAUAUAUAAAAAGGCAGCCUUUGAGUCAAACUCAAUUCCCAAAUUUCUUGCACAGAAAACAAAUCCUCUCUGAAAGACUAAAGCAGCACUUGAGCCAAUACUUUUACUCUUUUGAAGGUAUAGUUUGAUUUCAGAGAAACUUGACCGUUUUGCCUAUUUACUAAGAAACACAGGGUACCUUUAAUGUGUCCAUAAGCAGUGUGAAAGUAUGUUUAACAGCCAGUUAAGCCCACUUUAGCUCAUGUACAGUAUAUCCAACACGUUCUCAGCCCAACUCAUCACAUACUGACGCUUUGUCACGACCCCAUUAGUGUCAUGUGUCAUGACAACAUCGGUGUUACCGAUUACACCGGACAUUUUACAAGAAAAGAAAGCGCUCAAUAAAUGUAGAGCGCUUACUUUGAGCUUUAACGUUGGAUGAUAGUGUGUCUGGCCUCUCUCUGGUCCAGCUUUCGCUGCGAGGCUGCAGGUUUCCACCCGGCAUUGCUGCGUCGCACACACCAGCUAUGCCCGCUCCGUCUUCUGCACGGCGUUUGCCUCGUUAACGUUAUGGUUCCCUUAAAGCAUUGGGUUUAAAUCUGAAGUAUUGCCAAAUAGGCGCUUUCGUUUUUCCACCAAAUCC
Sebastes umbrosus (honeycomb rockfish) is the source of this 7676-nucleotide messenger RNA. RefSeq names its product zinc finger protein 219 (gene znf219). NCBI's taxonomy places the organism in Eukaryota, Metazoa, Chordata, Actinopteri, Perciformes, Sebastidae. Gene Ontology annotation, cellular component: nucleus. The record is from RefSeq and is a predicted model, not a curated record. The coding region runs from base 313 to 4002 and encodes 1229 amino acids. The transcript is spliced from 5 exons. Gene Ontology annotation, biological process: regulation of DNA-templated transcription. Gene Ontology annotation, molecular function: RNA polymerase II cis-regulatory region sequence-specific DNA binding; DNA-binding transcription factor activity, RNA polymerase II-specific.